AUGCGUCCUGUGCGUGGCUUCACCGGCGAACAGAAUCUGCAGCAGCGGUGCCUCCGACCCAUCUCGGCCGUCCAUCUUUGGCAGCGGCUCUGCCAGCGUGUCCAUAUCGUCUAUGCUCGACCCCACCGCAACGUAGCUGUACGACCCGAGAAACAGGGGAUUGCUCCCCCAUUGAGUCCUCAACACCCUCUCGAACUUCAACCGGGUUUCAGUCUCGCCGCCGGCAGAAGGUUCGACACGGUGGCUUCGAAGCCGCUGAUAAUCUCGUCCUCGUCGAGGGACUCGAGCUUUAGGGCCUCCGGGCCGGAACGACGUUUUCCGGAUCCACUCGGGGAUUUCGGGGCUCCGGAGCUCGGAAUCCGGCGGGUGGAAGAGCAUCUGAAGGUAAGGGAAGCCCGCGGCGCCGGAGCCGUCGACGAAGACCUUGUCGACCACACCGUAGCCGAGGCGGGAGAUGGCCCGGGUUUUGAAAUCCGGCAGCGGGGGGCUGAAGAGGCUGCAGUCUCCGGCGAUCCCCUGUUUCAGGACGCCGAGGGAGACAGUGACGAUGACGUGGUCGGCGGUGACGGCCGACCCGUCCGCGAACCGGAUCUUCACGGGCCGGUCCUCGAGGCUGAUGGCCGGACCGGCCCGCCACUCGAUCGCGUCGACCCGGCGGCCCAGCUGGAUCAUUCCGGCCGGGAGGGCGUAGGCGAGGGAGUCGACGACGCUGGAGUAGCCUCUGGCGAUGGUGAUCUCCUCCCCCGGGAACAUGACUCCAGCUUGCGGAGGUCGUCGGCCGAGGUGAACGUCCUCUGUAUCCCUUCGUGCAUCGCGAAGGCCGCCCGCUGGAGGGACCUCCGGCUCCAAUUUCCGACUAGCCCGUCUUCGUCGCCGCGGCCGUCGGCCGCCCACGCCUACGCUCAGGUUGCCGCCGCCGGAGGCGGCGGCGGCGCAGUGCUUCAGCACCUCGUCGCCGCGGACAGCGGCGCCGCCGCCGGAGGCCGGCUUUCCCUGGACGAAAUCCAUGAGAUCUUCGAAGAGGUCGGAGAUGGGGUUGACGAAGGAGGGGCCCAAGAUGUGGCCGCCCUCGGCGGCGGUAAGGGGAGUGUGGGUGGGGCCAUCCAUACACUCCCAGGGCUGGUCGGAGUGAAGAGAGUUCGUUUGGCGGGCAAUAUCGUAGACGGGGCUGCCGUCGAUGCCGUGGAUCCAGGUGGCGCCCUGCUCGAUCCGGUCGCCGCAGAACGACGCGGUACUAACCCGUCCGCCAAUCCGGUCGCCGCCUUCAACCACCGUGAGCUCGAAGAGCUGCCUCGAUUUGGGGAAGGCGUGGAGCUUGCUGGCCGCCGUGAGCCCAGCGACGCCGGCGCCGAUUAUGACGAUUCUUGGCUUUUUGCUCACCAUUUCUUUAACGAAAUCAUGCAAACGGAUUUAACUAAGUAA
Striga asiatica is the source of this 1422-nucleotide messenger RNA. The record is from the annotation of a GenBank genome assembly. Lineage: Eukaryota; Viridiplantae; Streptophyta; Magnoliopsida; Lamiales; Orobanchaceae.